Gadus macrocephalus (Pacific cod) is the source of this 4925-nucleotide messenger RNA. RefSeq names its product thyroid hormone receptor beta (gene thrb). Lineage: Eukaryota; Metazoa; Chordata; Actinopteri; Gadiformes; Gadidae. The coding region runs from base 160 to 1518 and encodes 452 amino acids. The transcript has 11 exons. The record is from RefSeq and is a predicted model, not a curated record. Gene Ontology annotation, molecular function: nuclear receptor activity; zinc ion binding; RNA polymerase II cis-regulatory region sequence-specific DNA binding. Gene Ontology annotation, biological process: cell differentiation; positive regulation of transcription by RNA polymerase II; negative regulation of transcription by RNA polymerase II.
AGCCUGACCCGUCCCCCCUGCAUUCUGCGCUCCGGGCUCUCUCCGCCCUCAACGUGAGCAGAGCGUUGAGUGGGCGGAGCCCUCAUUGAGCCCUGGUUGGAGAGAAGGAGAACCUUUAAUGUUGCCCGGCAUUUGAAAGACUGACUCCUUCCUAAAACGAUGGUUAACCAAGCUGAGACCACCAGCGUUCAUCAGGAGCUGAUCCAAGGUGCCUCUCCCUGCGAGCUCUGCGGCUCCACAACGCUGUCAGACUUCACCACUUCCUCUGGCAGCGAUCCAGAUGUCUGUGGCCGCUCUGAGGAUGAAGGUUUUGCCCUGAAGCCCAGCAGCAUGUCAGAGCCAGGAGACAAAAGUUCCCCCCGCUGGACCGAUGAGGCCAUUCAGAACGGGUACGUCCCGAGUUACCUCGACAAAGACGAGCUGUGCGUGGUGUGCGGGGACAAAGCCACCGGCUACCACUACCGCUGCAUCACCUGUGAGGGCUGCAAGGGGUUCUUCCGGCGAACCAUCCAGAAGAACCUGAGCCCCUCGUACGCCUGUAAGUUUGAGGCCAAGUGUGUCAUCGACAAGGUCACACGCAACGUGUGCCAGGAAUGUCGCUUCAAGAAGUGCAUCGUGGUCGGCAUGGCAACAGAUCUGGUGCUGGACGACAGCAAGCGUCUGGCCAAGAGGAAGCUGAUCGAGGAGAACCGCCAGCGGCGGCGUAAGGAGGGGGUCCUGAAGCCGACGGGGGAGCGGCCGGAGCCCACCCAGGAGGAGUGGGAGCUGAUCCGCAUGGUGAUGGAGGCCCACGUGGCCACCAACGCCCAGGGGAACCACUGGAAGCAGAAGCGCAAGUUCCUGAGUGGAGUGGGGGUGAAGGAAGAUAAGCCUGAAGACAUCGGUCCAGUGCCCAUGGUCAGCGCCCCCGAGGGAAGCAAGGUGGACAUAGAGGCCUUCAGUCAGUUUACAAAGAUCAUCACCCCGGCCAUCACCCGCGUGGUGGACUUUGCCAAAAAACUGCCCAUGUUCUGUGAGCUGCCCUGCGAGGACCAGAUCAUCCUGCUGAAGGGCUGCUGCAUGGAGAUCAUGUCGCUGCGCGCCGCCGUGCGCUACGACCCCGAGAGCGAGACGCUGACGCUGAACGGGGAGAUGGCGGUGACGCGGGGCCAGCUGAAGAACGGCGGGCUGGGCGUGGUGUCGGACGCCAUCUUCGACCUGGGCGUGUCGCUGUCCUCCUUCAACCUGGACGACUCGGAGGUGGCCCUGCUGCAGGCCGUGGUGCUGCUGUCCUCCGACCGGCCGGGGCUGAGCAGCGUGGAGCGCAUCGAGCGCUGCCAGGAGGUCUUCCUGCUGGCCUUUGAACAUUACAUCAACUACCGCAAGCACAAGCUGGCCCACUUCUGGCCCAAGCUGCUGAUGAAGGUGACGGACCUGCGCAUGAUCGGGGCGUGCCACGCCAGCCGCUUCCUGCACAUGAAGGUGGAGUGCCCCAACGAGCUCUUCCCCCCGCUCUUCCUGGAGGUGUUCGAGGACUGAGCCUUCAGACCGCCACCGCCCAGACCGCCACCACCGUAGACGUCUCCUGGGUCCACCGCCCAGACCGCCACCGCCGUAGACGUCUCCUGGGUCCACCGCCCGGACCACAGCCCUGAACACUGCCGGAACACCGCUCACACCGUGAACCGGCUCCUGCUCUUCCUCCUCCUCCUGCUGCUGCUGCUGCUGUGUGUGUCUGUUGUCAGGACUGUGUGUGUGUGUGUGUGUGUGUGUUAGAGAAUGAGCGGUAGAUCUGCUUUCAGAGCUGAACUCCGGAGCUUGUCCAGAGCCUUCCAGCCGUGUAGCACACAGCAGGAGGUCGUCCAGUCAGCGGCGUUCUCCCACUGGGAGUGCUGCGUGGGGUUCAGGCGAGGGGCGGGCCUGGGUGGGCGUGCAGGAGGCAGGACCUGACACAAAAAGUACACCACGCAAACCGCAGGGAUUGGUCCACAGCACAUCCAAGAUGGCGGACCGGAUCGCCGACUAAUUGGUGAUGAUGACGUCGAUGUUUUUGUUUCGAUACUCAGACUACAUGUAUUAUGACUUGGUUUGGCGCCGGUAGUGUGGUAGCAAGGUCAUCGACGCUUGCUGUGAAUUCUUCUUCUUCUUUGGAUUUAGCGCCACCUACUGUACCGGAGAGGUGAGACCGGGUCUCGUCCUGGGAAUCCUCACAGUGCUCCGGUCACAUGUGGGCUCGAUGGGACGUUACAAGGACAUUGGAACACGAGGCAGGCAGGGAAAGUCAGUUUAACGGCCAGUCAAACGGUGUGAAAAGGGCUCCGUGAGUGGGAGUGGUGGAGUGUGUUUGUGUGUGUGUGUGUGUGUGUGUGUGUGUGUGUGUGUGUGUGUGUGUGUGUGUGUGUGUGUGUGUGUGUGUGUGUGUGUGUGUGUGUGUGUGUGUGUGUGUGUGUGUGUGUGUGUGUGUGUGCGACUGUGUGCGACUGUGUGUGACUGCGGUGCACGGGCGCAGUCGGCAGGGGAUGAAGGCGGCGGGGGUCCGGAGGCCCGGGGAGGCGGGGGACGUUCCUAGCACUACUGACCGUCGUUUCAUUCCGUAGCGUAGGAGUAGCCCUCAGCCGAGUACUGGACGGAACCAUUCCUUUACGAUGCGGGUACUGAAUAUAUAAUAUCAUUUUUUUUUAUUUGUAUUUCUGUUGUCGGUGUUCACCUUAAUGGCUGGUAUGGCUUCUUCUUUUUUUUUUUUUUUUUUUACAAUAUCUUUGCGUCUGUUUUUGUGGAUGACUUAUGAUUUGGACUAUCGGCAGAUAAACUGGCUGCUGGAUGAGAGAUGCAGUCUCUCUCUCCCUCAACAGACUUUGCCUUCUCAGUGAAGUGGAUCAGUUCUCGGGUAGUGGUUAGCCAUGCAGUCUCUGUAUGAGGGUGGGGGCAUUCUGGACCCCGAGUCGCACAGCCCUGCGGAGCCACCCGCUCCUCUUUGAGAGUUCUCCGACCAAAGCCCACAAGACUUACAGACAUCAGGAAAUCACAACCUGGAGUAGCCAUGCCACGCAUCACUGUGCCAAAAUACACAACCAAGUGAGUCGGAGGGGUCAAGGAGUGUGUUGGAGGGUUCAGCGACGGCUGCAUGCCGGCUGGCUCCACUGACCUCAGCUCCCAUGCACGGCUCAAACAACUCAUCUUUUAACAAAACAACUCCACAGUAAACGUUGUCUUUUUCAGCUGGACAAGUUACCUCUUAAUACCAUGCAUACAAAAAUUAAUAGAAAUGAAUGAGACUGAUAAAAAGAUGCUAUGCAAAAGGUUCAGUGUGUGUGUGUGUGUGUGUAUAUAUAUCUCUAUAUAUAUAUAUAUAUAUAUAUAUAUAUAUAUAUAUAUAUAUAUAUAUAUAUAUAGAGAUAUUUAUAUAUAUAUAUACCCACUGAACAUUGGGAUUAGUUCCACCCUCCCACAGUAGGGCGCUUGUUUAUGAACGGUAACACUAUGAGGUUUUGUCUGUGGACGUGAGGAAACCAUUUUGAAUCAUUGAGUUCCUAGGGCCCUGUGUCCCCCUUAGGACCCUGACGUAAUGCCAAGAAACAGGGGUGCAAGGUGUGCCUGGCUGCUGGUGAAGGGCUCCUCCUCACCGAGGGGGCCGGCAGGUGGGCUUCAGAGAGAACCGGCCCCUCUCCCGGCAGGCACAGGCAGAGCCGGCGCUGGCCGUUUCGGCGCCCUAGGCGACUCGACAUCCACUUGCGCCCUGGACAGGUCUUCCGAGCGGGCGGGGGGCCCUGGGUAUAGGCUCCGCAAGCAUGGAAUUGUUGGACAAAAAAAAAAGGCCGGAUAAUUUAGUCAUUAUAAUUUGUAUGUUUUGCUUUUGCAAUAGCCUCUCUGACAUGGUUGUUUGCCAUGGGGGGAGGGGGAUUCUAACGCUUUGUAAAUGACGCUGGCCCUCGCCACACUCUACUCCUCAAAAGCAAACCUUUUGCGUUCUAUCUUUGUCCUCUAAGUCGAUUACUCUUCACCUAGCAAUAGACUCAGUUACAGUGUUUUUAGAUACCUCUCACGCAUCCACAAAACACCUCACCAAACUAAAAUACGCAAAGAGUCAGAAAUGCACAGACAAUCAUUGGAGAGACAGACCGAGAGAGAGAGAGAGACGGAGAGAGAAGUGCAGGCAGGGCACACUGGAGCCAACCGGCCCAGAGUGGGGCUGUUGAGGCUGGGGGAGCGCAGCCAGAGCUGAUCCAAUAGGGGAUCACGUCGAGUUGAACCUUCGUUGCUCUGGACAUAGUGGACUCUAGGAAAACCCAGCUCGGCCAUCUCUCCUUUCACGUUUACUCCGUUACAAAACAAUAACAAAAGGUUACACAGUGGGACAAGAAACUAAAAUAAAUGAAUAAAGAAGAAAAUAAAAUGCUAUUUUACAAGUACAAAGGAAAAGGAUGUAUAUUUUCGGACAGCAUUGUUUUGUACAGGUGUCGUUGGAGCAUAACAUGGACAUUGUUUUGUGUUUUGCAUAGCAUCCGAGUUGCUGUGCAAAGCAUAAUGUAAACAAGGAUAAGACUUUGUGCGACAUUCACUUCUACAAUACACAACUACCUGAGAGACCGCACUUGGACUUCAGUCUGACAGUCAGAUAAGUGUUAAAGGAAGAUAAUGAAACAAGAACGUAAAGCCAACCGUCAUCUCAUUGCCAGCAUCAGGAAACCAAGAAAAGGAAACAAGCUAACAAUCUAAGGUCAAAUGAGCGUCAAACACACAAUAUCAAAAAAACGAAGACAUUUGGAACGUUUGUUGUGGAUGAGCUGAUUGUUCAUGGAGAGAAAGGGAGUAUUAUAAAGGUGUGUGUGUGGGGAAGCCCGGGGGGUACGGAGCAGUUGCACUUAAAGACCAUUUGAUGCUCACGGUUAAUGAUGUUUUCACUUCCUGUGAAUUGGCCCUUGAGAGAAUAAAGAUUGUUUUAAGGA